AGAUGGAGUCUAAUCCUCCCGACUCCGAAGCGCACGAGUUCCAGUUCCGCAGCUCCGAUCCGUAUCCGAGCCCCUCCUUCUCCGACGCCGCCUCCGAUGCCGGGACUCUGGCCAGCGGCGGCAGCGGCGGCGGCCUCGGCGGCGCCAGGUACAAGCUCCUGUCCCCGGCGAAGCUACCGAUCUCUAGGUCCGCCUGCAUCACGAUCCCGCCGGGGCUCAGCCCGACCUCCUUCCUCGAGUCUCCCGUCCUCCUCUCCAACGUCAAGGUGGAGCCCUCACCAACUACUGGUUCCCUUAUUAAGCCUCACAUGAUGCAUGGCUUGAUUGGUACCAAUUCGGAUACAAGACUUACCAAUUCUGGCUAUCCUGAUAGCUUUGAUGAUGGCAGAUCUGGCAUUUUUGAAUUCAAACCUCUAUCUACACCAAACUUGGUUCCUGCAGAGCCGAAGCACCAAGGAAGUGGACAGGCUGUGAAAGUUUUAGGGCAACGCCAGUCUCAACCAUUUGCGUCACUGUCUUCAGUUCAGAGUGAUUUUGCUGUCUCGUCAAAGGAAUUGUGUCUGUCAGUACCUGCUCAAGCAGUUAGCUUAGGGGUUAGUCCACUUGCUGAAGCUGAUCCUGAUGGAUUAUUAGGUAGGAGAGAGCAUCCCAAUAAUGUGAUGCAGGUGACACAGCUGGAUAAUAAAGGGAAUGGCCCUUCUGUCAUUAAUGAGAGACUCUCUGAUGAUGGAUAUAACUGGAGGAAAUAUGGACAGAAGCAUGUUAAGGGUUGUGAAUUCCCACGCAGCUAUUACAAAUGUACCUAUCCUAAUUGUGAGGUGAAAAAGCUUUUUGAACGUGCUCCUGAUGGUCAUAUCACAGAGAUUAUCUACAAAGGAACUCAUGAUCACCCUAAACCACAACCAAGCCGGCGCUUUACUGCAGGAGCGACCAUGCCAAACCAAGAAGAGAGAUCUGAUAGGUUUUCAUUUCUACCUGCAGUGGAGAGCUCAUCAACCUUAUGUGGCGAGACAUCUUAUAAUGUUGACCCUGAUGUUACCCCUGAACUUUCUCCUGUUGCUGAGAAUGAGGAAACUGUUGAGGGAGCAGCUUCACUAUCGAAUAGGAUCCAAAUUGAAGUUGAUGAUGGUGACGAUGAUGAUCCAUUCUCAAAGAGAAGGAGGCUGGAUAUUGGCGGGGAAGAUGUCACUCCGGUAGUUAAGCCAAUCAGAGAACCACGAGUUGUCGUUCAAACUCUUAGUGAGGUUGAUAUACUGGAUGAUGGCUAUCGCUGGCGCAAAUACGGGCAGAAAGUAGUGAGAGGCAAUCCCAAUCCAAGGAGUUACUACAAGUGCACGAAUGCGGGAUGCCCUGUGAGGAAGCAUGUUGAGAGGGCCUCUCAUGAUCCAAAAGCCGUCAUCACUACUUAUGAGGGAAAACACAAUCACGAUGUUCCCACUGCGAAAUCUAGCAGCCAUGACACUGCAGUUCCCUCUGCUCUAAGCGGACCGCCAAGAACAAGAUCAGAAGGAGAAACUGUGAGCCUUGAUCUUGGCAUGGGAAGAAGCUCGGCAUUAGAAAUUGCACCAGCGGAGAAGCAGCAGACCCUACGGCCAGAACCUGUACAAAGUCGAAUCCACUACACCAGUUCGAAUUUGGAUGCAGUUCAACCUACUCCAAUUACAGCGUAUCAUGGUUUUUUAAACGGCGGCAUUAAUCAGUUUGGAUAUAGAGAAAAUCUGACUGAGGGACAUAGCAAGUCCGCAGAAUUUCUGCAGAACAUGGGAAGAAUACUGACUGGUCCAUGACUCUGCGCCUGUUUAUUUCCAUUACUAGCUGUAUAAGAUGCUCAGAGUUCUCUUCUUUGUGGCAGCGAAGAGAAAAGUACAGGUACAGAAUGGAAACUAAUCAAGCGGGUAAUGUUGAUUAUGGCUGUCAAAUUAAGAGUUAGCAUCCAUUGCUUCUUCAAGAUACAAUGUUUUCUGUAAAAAUAUGUGCAUUACAGUUUUACUACUUUGACUUCAAUUGUACAGUAAGUCAAGGGUCUCAACAGGAAUAUCCAUGUGGAAGUUGAUUGGCUCUAUUACCAAAAGUAUGCGCUGGUUUGCAAAUUGCCUUUA
Rhodamnia argentea is the source of this 2099-nucleotide messenger RNA. Its product is annotated as probable WRKY transcription factor 20. The record is from RefSeq and is a predicted model, not a curated record. Gene Ontology annotation, molecular function: sequence-specific DNA binding; DNA-binding transcription factor activity. Bases 3 to 1787 code for a protein of 594 amino acids. Gene Ontology annotation, biological process: regulation of DNA-templated transcription. NCBI's taxonomy places the organism in Eukaryota, Viridiplantae, Streptophyta, Magnoliopsida, Myrtales, Myrtaceae. The transcript has 6 exons.